AUGGAAAAUCAACAACAAACAACAACUUUGUGUCGCUCGGGUUGUGGUUUUUACGGUUCAUCAUCCACUGAAGGACUUUGUUCAAAAUGUUACAAGGAUUACGUCAAACGUAAGCAAGACACUACUGCUCGCGUAAGUCCGACGUCGGUGGUUAGUGCGAGUGUCAGUAGUACAGGUACGUCGAGCACUGUCAGCAGUACGACGUGUAAUGCUGAUAGCAUCUCUGCCACGACAUCGGCGGGAAUGAUUGCAGACAAACUUCGAGAGGUUUCUUGCUCUCAAGCCGCUAAGUCGUCUGAAGAUAUGACAGCAAAGUUGGAGUCAGUAGUAGCAGCAGUAGAAGCAGCAGGCAGUAUCGCGACUUCUUCAUCGGGUACAUCCUCCGGUGCUCUUUCUGCAUCUAGUUCGGUGGCAAGUCUCGAUGCUACAACUGGUACGGAAGCGGGAACUUUAAGUAAUGAGGGUCAACAACCUAUACCGAAAAAAGCCAAUCGUUGUAAUGUUUGCAAGAAACGUGUUGGCCUUACUGGUUUUGUCUGCCGCUGUGGUGGCUUAUACUGUGGGGAACAUCGUUAUGACACUGCACAUGGUUGUUCUUUUGACUACAAGACGAUGGAGCGAGAAGAAAUUCGUAAGAACAACCCGGUAAUUGUGUCAGAAAAAAUCCAACGGAUUUGA
Messenger RNA from Thelazia callipaeda (thelaziosis nematode), 678 nucleotides. Lineage: Eukaryota; Metazoa; Nematoda; Chromadorea; Rhabditida; Thelaziidae. The record is from the annotation of a GenBank genome assembly.